AUGUCCUAUGGACACGCAGGUCUGCAGGGCAAUGAAGCUGCAGACGGCCUAGCAAAACAAGGAGCAAAAGAGGCCAAUGCAAUGCCCGAAGACUCCAGGACGACCACAAUCCAAGAAGUGAAAGGAGCAAGCCACAAGUCCUGCAUGAUUAAGUGGCAAAAACGUUGGCAGAACUCAUCUACCGGUAGCACUUUCUAUGAGUUCUUUCCAUCAGUCGAGCAAAAGCGACAUCUUGACCACCCAGAUAAGGCAACAUAUGGCGUGAUCCUGCAGCUACAGACAGGGUAUUCAAUCCUUAAUGCACAUCGCACCAGGGUUGGCAUCAAUGUCUCACCACUGUGUGAAUGUGGAGCCCUGGAGAGUACAGAGCAUUACCUCCUGGAAUGCUACAUCCACGAAACACACCGGGGCGAACUCUUGAAAGCACUACACAAACUAUGUGGAGUCACGGCCCUUGAUAUCAAGACACUACUCAACACAGACGAUCACCCAUACAUACCAGGUAUUACAUCUGAACUGUCCAAGUAUAUCAAAGCCACAGGCAGAUUCAUGACAAAACAGCCUGUCAGCGAUAAACCCCGAUCCGACAUCCACAACUAA
This is a messenger RNA of Dreissena polymorpha, 600 nucleotides long. RefSeq lists its product as uncharacterized. The record is from RefSeq and is a predicted model, not a curated record. Lineage: Eukaryota; Metazoa; Mollusca; Bivalvia; Myida; Dreissenidae. The coding region runs from base 1 to 600 and encodes 199 amino acids. The transcript has a single exon.